AUGGAGACGAGUUUUAAGUCGAUGGCGCUGCCGACGGGUAGUAAGGGAGUCGCGAGUCGCAGCGCGGGUGUGCAGCAGGAAAAGGGCAUAGCCUCCAGACGGAGAUGGCGAUGACAGCGGGGAUAUAGAUGUAUACAUUAGCAAAAGGGGGGGAGGGGGGUUCUACUAGUACAACGAGUGUAGAUACAAAAACGGUGUGUGGUAAAAGAGUACACGCUUGAUAUGU
Chondrus crispus (carragheen) is the source of this 226-nucleotide messenger RNA. RefSeq lists its product as hypothetical. The record is from RefSeq and is a predicted model, not a curated record. Bases 1 to 114 code for a protein of 37 amino acids. The transcript is spliced from 2 exons. Lineage: Eukaryota; Rhodophyta; Florideophyceae; Gigartinales; Gigartinaceae.